GUGUGUAUACGCCGGCACUGACGGAGAAUAACAAAUAGAUGCAAGAGAGAAAAAGGUCAAGCAAAAGAAAUAAGCUGCAAGAAACUGAUCAAACUCAGAACUAACAAUUCUCACUCAGCACACACACAGGUAACAGUUGUGGUGGAUUUUGGUUUUUCGUAAGAUGUCUAGCUCUCUACAGGAAGAAGAGGAAUUGCCCGCCAAUUACACAGGUCCCAAAGGUGUAAUUAAUGACUGGCGGAGGUUUAAGUUGGACACUGUGGAUCAGGCUCUCCCUCAAAACAAGAGGGAGCUGCUGAGACAGAUGUCCAUUCCCCGAGAAGAGGACAAGGAGAGACACAACAGAAAGAUGAGCGCUCAGGAGUACGAGCUGAUCCGAGAGGAGGACGAACGCAGCCUGAAACGCUACAGGAAGCAAUGCAUGCAGGAAAUGCACGAGCGCCUCAGCUUCGGCCCGACGUUUGACACCGUCAAUGAGCUGGAGAGCGGGGAGGCCUUUCUGGAAGUGAUCGAGAAGGAACAUCAGCUGACCCUGGUGGUCGUCCAUGUUUACGAGCAAGAUGUCAAAGGCUGUGAACAGUUGAACUCAUGUCUGGACUGCCUGGCGUUGGAGUACUCCAGUAUUAAAUUCUGUCGCAUUGAUGCCGUGGCAACGGGUGCUGCUGAGCGCUUCUCCUCUGAGGUUCUCCCUGCGCUGCUGGUGUACAAGGCAGGCGAGCUACUGGGAAACUUCCUGGCUGUCACCAAAAACUUCCAAGAAGAGUUCUUUGCCACCGAUGUGGAGGCUUUUCUUAACGAAUAUGGCCUCUUACCCGAGAAGGACUGCACUGCCUGUGCCGACGAGGACGAUGAGGAAGGCGACGUGGAAUAGAGGGAGGAGCAAAAAUGGGUGAUUGGUGAAGGGGGGAAGAGUAAAGGGAGGAGGAAACAGGAAAAGGAGGUAUAAAGUGAUGUGAGUAAAAGAAAGGAGGAAGUGGAGUGAGACAGUCAGAUAUUGUUGCAGUAAUUCACAUGAGUAAAAGAAAGCUGGCUACAUUAUUAGGUACACCUCUUCUACUGGAAGUUCCAAAGUUCAAACUAAGGAGAAGAGGAAAGGUGAUUUAAGUGACCUUGACCGUGGCAUGAGUGUUGAAUAUUUCAGAAACUGUUGAUCUGCUAGGUUUUUCAUUCAGAACCAUCUCUGCAGUUUGCAGACAAUGGCCACCAGAGGUCACAGGGGAAUACAAGGUAUUGGUUGGAAACUAUAAAAAAAGACAACGUUAAUAAAAUAAACCACAAAUAAAUCACUAACUGAACCUUGUCAAACCUGGAAGCAAAUGAAGGAAAACCACGUCAGGUAAAGCUCCUUCUGCCUCCUUUUAAGGCAUCAUUUGUACCUAAUAAAGUGGCCAGUGAAUGUAUACACUAACGCACAACAGUAAGCAUCCACUGACACGCACCAAAUUUAAGAAAGUAGGUAAAUAAAGCUUAAUUUAUGUUGCACUUUUAUGUUGCAUUAAAAAAUUCCUCCCAUUUCCCCCCUAUAUAAUAUACAAUUAAAUAAAAUUAAACCCUUGUUCUAGGGACGAAAAGACUGGGAAAAUGUGUUUUGAGAUGUAAAAAAAAAAAGAUGUGAUGAGGAUUUGAUUAAUCAUAGGGCAGUUCAGAGAAAGCAGGCACCACUACACCGAUAAAAAACCUUCCUACACUGCAAAGAAACCCCCAAAACAU
Solea solea (common sole) is the source of this 1710-nucleotide messenger RNA. RefSeq names its product phosducin a (gene pdca). NCBI's taxonomy places the organism in Eukaryota, Metazoa, Chordata, Actinopteri, Pleuronectiformes, Soleidae. The transcript is spliced from 6 exons. Bases 164 to 871 code for a protein of 235 amino acids. The record is from RefSeq and is a predicted model, not a curated record. Gene Ontology annotation, biological process: regulation of G protein-coupled receptor signaling pathway.